GCCUUUUUUGUAUAAAAACCCCUUCUCAAUCUCACUCCCGACUCUCCGAUUUCAAUAUCGCCGGCGGUUCAUUCAUUAGCUACAAUGGCAAGCACCGAUCCCGAGCAUAACGAGGAGGAGACCGCCGCCGCUGAAGACGAGGACACCGGAGCACAGGUCGCUCCGAUCGUCAAGCUAGAGGAAGUUGCCGUCACUACUGGUGAAGAAAAUGAGGAUGCUAUUCUCGAUCUUAAAGCGAAAUUAUAUCGAUUCGAUAAGGAUGGAAAACAGUGGAAAGAACGGGGCGCUGGUUCAGUUAAGCUCUUAAAGCACAAAGAAACUGGAAAAGUUCGUCUUGUAAUGCGUCAAUCUAAAACUUUAAAGAUCUGCGCCAAUCAUCUUGUUAUCCCGACUACGUCCAUUCAAGAACACGCUGGCAACGACAAGUCAUGUGUAUGGCACGCUGCUGAUUUUUCUGACGGUGAACUGAAGGAUGAACUUUUCUGUAUUCGUUUUGGAUCAGUUGAAAAUUGCAAAAAGUUCAAGGAAACAGUGCAAGAGGUUGCAGAGUCGCAACACGAGGGGAAAGAGGAGGACAAGAAAGAAGCUUCUAGUACUGCCGGACUGCUUGAAAAGUUAAGUGUCGAUGAUAAAAAAGAGGGCGGCAAAGAACUUGUUAAAGAGUCAUCCAAGACAGAAGAUUCAGAGAAGAAGGAAGAGGCUCCAAUUGCUGCUGCUUGAAAGAAAUUGAAGCAAAAGGGAGGUUAGUAGUUAUAUCAUGCAAUCAGUGUUUUUAUGUUGAGGGAAGAAAUUUGAUUUGUUGGGUGAUGAUGAGUUGUGUUUGUAGCGAUUGGUAUAAAUAUAUAGGAAUGGUUGAAGUCUGCAUAAAAUAUGUUUGUUUCUGAUUGAUUUUUUUAAAGUUAUUUUGGUUGAUUUGAGUGGUCACUUCAGUUUUUUGGUUAAAUGUGAAACUCUGGGUCU
Cynara cardunculus var. scolymus (artichoke) is the source of this 960-nucleotide messenger RNA. Its product is annotated as ran-binding protein 1 homolog b-like. Lineage: Eukaryota; Viridiplantae; Streptophyta; Magnoliopsida; Asterales; Asteraceae. Gene Ontology annotation, cellular component: cytoplasm; nuclear pore. Bases 85 to 720 code for a protein of 211 amino acids. Gene Ontology annotation, molecular function: GTPase activator activity. The record is from RefSeq and is a predicted model, not a curated record. The transcript has 4 exons. Gene Ontology annotation, biological process: nucleocytoplasmic transport.